GCGGGCGGCGCAAAGGCCGCAGCUGCCCGGUGAGGGGCGUACGCCCGGAAUCUCGCCUCCCGUAGUCCGGCCCGAAGACUGGGAGUGAUCGGAAGUACUUGCUGAAACUACUUCCGGAGCAGACGUUAGGGGCACCGGCUGCUCACGGCCUCCGUGCCGGCCGGGGCGAAAACCGCGACGCACAGGCUCUCAGAGCCCACGGUCGGCCCGGCGCCGCGGAGCGGAAUUAAAAGCAUGCGGGUAGAGUUCCUGCCCGAGUACGAAACAGGGAGCGCCGGGCACUGGACGCAUGCGCGUAGCAGCCUGCGGGCCUCAUUCUGCGCAGGCGCGGGGGCGUCCCUUAGCACCUCUGAAGCAUCUGGUCCCUCCCGCGUCUGAGAUUGUCAAGCCGCGCCAGACCCGAGUCUGGCGGUCUGAGCGCCUCCCGGGUGACACAGGCAGAGUGGCCGAGGCCGUGGAGCAGACCCACCGGGAGCCAGAUGAGCAGAGAGGUCUGCGUGCACACCUGGCCGUGCUCCUACUACUUAGAGCUGGACAAGCGAUGGGUCCCUGGAAAGCUUUCCUUAACCUCCUGCUCCCUGAAGUUUGUGGCUGAUGAGGCCCAGGAGAUGCUGGUGAGUUUCCCGCUGUCUGGCAUCACUGCGAUCAAGAAGGAGGCUUCUCACUUCGUCUUCAGCUCCAUCACUGUCCUGGAGAAGGACAACCGCAAGCACUGGUUCAGCUCCCUGCAGCCCAGUCGCAAUGCCGCAUUCAGUGUCAUCGAGCAUUUCUGGAGAGAGCUGCUGCUCUCCCAGCCGGAAGCACCGCUUCCUGCGACCAAGGGGAAGGAGCUGACUGGCCUCAUGGCCUGUUCCCAGAAGCGCCUGGAGGACACGGCCAGAGUCCUCCACCAUCAGGGCGAGCAGCUGGACAGCAUCACCAGGGGCCUGGACAAGAUGGAAUCCGACCUGGACGUGGCUGACAGGUUGCUGACAGAGCUGGAGUCCCCUUCCUGGUGGCCCUUUAGCUCCAAGCUUUGGAAGAUGCCAUCAGAAACAAAGCUUAAGGGAGACGCUUCAAUGGCUAGUCCCAAAGCUCUUGGGAAGGAAGGGGUAGUGGUCAGAAUUCCUGCUGUUGUCUCCCAGAGAACAGCAUCCCAUGUCAAACCAGGGAGUCUCACCGUCCUAGUGUCUGGACUGGAAAUCCAUGAUUCGAGUUCUGCGCUCAUGCACAGGUUCGAAAGAGAAGACGUGGAUGACAUUAAGGUUCACACGCCCUAUGAGAUCAGCAUCCGCCAGCGGUUCAUUGGGAAGCCUGACAUAGCCUAUCACUUGAUAUCUGCCAGGAUGCCAGAGGCCAUCCCCGUUUUGGAGGUGCAGUUCAGCAAAAAGAUGGAGGUGUUAGGAGAUGCCCUGACACCCAGCAGCACCAAAACCUCCUCCCCAGCAGAGAAGGGCUGCUCCAUGUGGCACACAGCGUCUGGGCUGAUGGACCGGGCCGUGCACCACGAGCCCUGCCCAGGCAGCCAGGACGGCCAGCCACUCCAGCUGCAGACGACCCAGCCGUUCAUUUCCGAGGGGGACGCCCAGGAACUGAGACAGAUCCUGAGGAAACUCAAGGGUCUUGCCCUGGACACCGAGGCAGAGCUGGAGAGGCAGGACGAGGCCCUGGAUGACAUCACCGCCGCCGUGGACCGGACCACCCUAACCAUCGACAAGCACAAUCGGAGGGCAAAGAAACUGACUUAGAGGGACAAGAAAGCAUGACAGUCA
This is a messenger RNA of Prionailurus viverrinus (fishing cat), 1751 nucleotides long. RefSeq names its product synaptosome associated protein 47 (gene SNAP47). The record is from RefSeq and is a predicted model, not a curated record. The coding region runs from base 480 to 1727 and encodes 415 amino acids. Gene Ontology annotation, cellular component: plasma membrane; SNARE complex. Gene Ontology annotation, molecular function: syntaxin binding; SNAP receptor activity. Gene Ontology annotation, biological process: synaptic vesicle fusion to presynaptic active zone membrane; exocytosis; synaptic vesicle priming. The transcript has 5 exons. NCBI's taxonomy places the organism in Eukaryota, Metazoa, Chordata, Mammalia, Carnivora, Felidae.